AAUGUCGUGAAGCGUGGUCAGUGGGGCUUGCGGCGGAGACAGUGAUCCGGUCUUGGUGUCCGCACUUAUAUCCUUCAGGGGCUGCCUCCCUCCUCCUACUCCAUGUGGGGCCCGGGCCGGGCUCUAGGCCUCUCCUUCUCCUUCUACUAUGGCCCGGAAAACAGUUAGCAGGAAGCGGAAAGCAGUGGCUGCCGCCGGGGGGCUCCAGGGGGAGCAGCAUGGGUGGGAUCACUCAGUUCACAAAAGGAAAAGACUCCUCCUGGUGAAAAGGUCUCUGGUGUACUACCUGAAAGGUAGAGAGGUCAGGAUGGAGAACGAACCCAGCUAUCACCACUUGUUGCAUGGAUAUGCAGCUCAGCAGCUUCCCAGCCUCCUGAAGGAGAGAGAAUUUCACCUUGGAACCCUUAAUAAAGUGUUUGCCUCCCAGUGGUUGAACCACCGACAAGUGGUGUGUGGGACAAAAUGCAACACAUUAUUUGUAGUAGAUGUCCAGACUGGUCAAAUUACCAAGAUUCCUAUUCUGAAAGAUCGUGAACCUGGCAUGGUGAACCAGCAGGGAUGUGGUAUUCAUGCCAUUGAGCUCAACCCCUCGAGGACCCUUCUGGCCACAGGUGGAGACAACCCCAACAGUCUUGCAAUUUAUCAUCUGCCUACACUCGGUCCUGUCUGUGUGGGAGAUGAUGGACAUAAGGACUGGAUAUUUUCAAUCGCAUGGAUCAGUGAUACUAUGGCUGUUUCUGGUUCCCGGGAUGGUUCAAUGGGUCUCUGGGAAGUCACAGAGGAUGUGUUGUCCAAAAGCAAUGCUGGACAUAAUAUCUCUCAAGUUCCUGUCUAUGCCCACAUAACACACAGGGCUUUGAAGGAUAUCCCCAAGGAGAACACCAAUCCUGACAACUGCAAGGUCCGAGCGUUGGCUUUCAACAGUAAGAACAAGGAACUGGGAGCCGUGUCCCUAGAUGGGUAUUUUCACCUUUGGAAAACAGAGCACACACUAUCAAAGUUACUUUCCACAAAGUUGCCUUACUGCAGGGAGAAUGUGUGUUUGGCUUAUGGUCAGGAGUGGUCUGUGUAUGCAGUAGGAUCACAGGCACAUGUCUCCUUUCUGGAUCCCAGACAGCCUUCUCACAAUGUGAAAUCCGUCUGUUCCAAAGAACGAGGCAGUGGUAUUCGAUCAGUGAGCUUCUAUGAGCACAUCAUCACAGUAGGAACAGGGCAAGGCUCCUUAUUGUUUUAUGAUAUCAGGGCCCAGAGGUUCCUGGAGGAAAAGCCCCCACGUGCCUGCUAUGGACAGAAGCAGAAAUUAGGAGGAAGUGAAAUUUUAAAGUUGACUACUGGGAAAGGCUGGCUGAAUCAUGAUGAAACCUGGAGGAAUUAUUUUUCUGACAUAAAUUUUUUUCCAAAUGCUGUUUACACCCACUGCUACGACUCGUCUGGAACAAAACUCUUUGUGGCAGGAGGCCCCCUUCCAUCAGGACUACAUGGAAAUUACGCUGGUCUCUGGAGCUAAUGAUAAACAUUAUAAAUGUUGAUCUUUAGACAGAUUUCCAGUUUUCUUUCCCUUUUUUUAACAACAAAAUUGUGUGAUGCCAUUGAUUUCUGAUUUAAAUGCAAGUUAUUUUUUGGUCUCCAAAAGCCUUGUGCAUCUUUUUGAAACAGUUUUUUGCUUUAAUCUCCUUGAUCCUUUAUAUGAGGGGUUUUCAAAAUCCCUUUUUUAAUUGUAUUUACUCCAAAUUACUCUUCCCCCACGUUAAGACUAUCUUGGCCAUUGUGCCCCCUCCCCUACUUUGCUGUGAGGUAGGAUUCUUUUCUUAUAGAGUGGUUACUCCUGGGCUUUCUGUGAAAGUUUAGGGGCUGUGUGUGUGUGUGCAGAUACUUUGUGUCAGUUACAUUACCUGAAGUGAGGACUACUUGUAAUUAAAAAUGUUUAUAAGAGAUAAGCUACUACUUUAUCUGCAGAGCCUGGCUGUGGCCUUGGUUGAUCUUCUUUUUUAAAAGUACAAGUCUAAUGACAAUGUUUAUACAUGGAGGAAUAUAAUUUUAAGGUGUACUCAUUUGAGCCCAGGGAUAGAUUCCCCAGGUGUAUUGCCCAAACUGCAGAAGUGCAGGAGUUCUCAAAAGUGUACUUGUAUUUGAAUUGUAGUUUACAGCAGUGCCAGGAGCAAAAAUUUAUCUUCUCUUUCUUCUCUGCCUAUCCAAAGUUGCACAACUGGAGUUCGUGUAGGGUGUUCUGCAGCAUGGCUAUUGCAGGGUGACAUUACAUUGAGGUCCUGCAGAGGUGCUGAGAGGAAAUGGGGGCUAGGGACAUGAGUGUUCUUGUCAUUCAAAAUGAACUAAAUCUGUCCGUUUUCCAAAUGAGACAAGGUUCCUUAGUAUGCUGUUGCAGUAGCUCAUGGUUUCUUAAUAAACUGUCUAAAACCCAGGACCUUUUUUGUCCCAGAUUGUGGAAACUUUUCCUGUAUUAGCUGUUCUGGUUGGUUAUCUCCUCUAAUAAGCCAUUUGAAUAAAUGAAUUGUUUUGGGUUUUUUCUCCAAUGUUAAAGAGUGCAUUUCAGACUUGUCUAAUGCAAACUAGAAGCUUUCCAUGUAGCAAGAUAACUUGCUGUUAGCUCACAUUGUGCUAGCAUCUUCUGUCAUUCUUCUUGCUAUAGGAGAUGCUCAAUCUUUCCCCAAAUUCCCUGUUGCCUUCUGCAUUCAAACUCCCUCAAACUUCAUGUUGGACUGGGCGGGGAGAAUAGCUCCAAUGCACUUCAGGUCUAGCUGUGAAGCAUGUGCAUUCCAGGGUGAUGGUCUUACCUAAUAUUCAUCUAAAAUUCAGGACUCCAAGGUGCUCCUCCUAGCCUUUUGGUAGGCAUCAAAGUCUCAGCUUGCUACUGAUGCCUCUGUCCUCUGCUGGGAUUAAUGCCUUUCCCCUGCCCCUGUCACCAGUGGAGCAGAGUGUGCCUGUACCUCACUGCUUUGGUGCCAAAUGGGCAGUUGGCUGAAGCUGAGAAGAAAGACAAGUCUGGGACAUGCUCUGUUUCCCUGUUUCUUCUGGAGAUCACAGCCACCACUACAGAGUAGCUCUAGUCCCUUAUGCUGUUCUUGCCAGACUGCCUAGAGCUAGUCUGCAAGUGACCUCAUGGUCCCUCUCCUCUUUGUACUCAGUAUCUUCAUCAGUAACAGCAAGUUUAAUUUCCAUUUGGUAGUGGAGACUUGGAUGCAAGGAAUGCAGUUCUCUCCCAUCUGGAUAGAAAUCCUGGCAAGAGAAGAGCUCCCAGAUGUGCACCUGUCCCACAAGUGUAAUUUACUCACACUAAGCACUGACACAGGUGCUUCAUAAACAGAUCUUACGGUGUUUUAUAAUUCUACUUCCUUUGUGGGUUGGAUGCUUAAACUGAAUCAGUUCACGGUACUACGUGUGUGGCUAUUCAGAUUUUUCUCUGAAAAGGAGCAAACAUGCCAUGGGUUAGCGAAGGAGCUCUCAAAUUCUAUUUAGAAUCAUAGAACAGUUUGGGUUGGAAAGGACCUUAAAGAUCAUCUAGUUCCAACCUCUCCACCAUGGGCAGGGACACCUCCCACUAGACCAGGUUGCUCCAAGCCCCAUCCAACCUGCCCUUCAACACUGCCAGGGAUGGGGCAGCCACAGCUUCUCUGGGCAACCUGGACCAGGGUCUCACCACCCUCACAGCAAAGAGUUUCUUCCUAACAUCCAUUCCCCCUUGUCCCAUCACUCCCUGCCCUUGUCAAAAGUCCCUCCCCAGCUUUCCUGGAGCCCCUUUAGAUACUGGAAGGCUGCUAUUAGGUCUCCCCAGAGCCUUCUCCAGGCUGAACAACCUCAACUCUCUCAGCCCAUCUUCGUAAGAGAGGUGCUCCAGCCCUCUCAUCAUCUUUGUGGCCUCCUCUGGACUUGCUCCAAGAGCUCCAUGUACUUCCUGUGUUGGGGGCUCCAGAGCUGGACAGAGAACUCCAGGUGGGGUCUCACAAAAGCCAAGUAAAGGUGGAGAAUCACCUCCCUCAACCUGCUGGCCAUGCUUCUUUUGAUGCAGCCCAGGACACGGUUGGUUUCUGGGCUGCAAGUGCACAUUGCCGGCUCAUGUUGAGCUUCUCAUCACUCAACACCCCCAAGUCCUUCUCCUCUGGGCUGCUCCCAAUCCAUUCUCCACCCAGCCUGUAUUUGUGCUUGGGAUUGCCCUGAGCCAUGUGCAGGACCUUGCGCUUGAUUAUGGUGAACUUCAUGCAGUUUGCAUGAGCCCACCUCUCCAGCCUGUCAAGGUCCCUCUGGAUGGCAUCCAGAGUUGUUAAUUGGUUUUUUUUAAGAUGAUGUAAUGGUGUCUAUGUUGUUCUGUGAUGGCAACAUACUGAUGCCCAUUAUUAGUUGAAAUAAGAAAAAUUUUGGGGAAAAAAAAUCACAUUUGAGUAAAAAUCACAUAAAAGAGAACAUAAGGGACGCACAGAAUAAAAGCAGGGCCUAGAUAACAGUGAAACAGUAAGAAUUAGACACAACCAGAUUCCAAUUAGAGAAAAACACUCCCCAAGCAGUCAACAGCCUGGCCUUGGGACAGGCCUGCAGGAUACCUGCUAGAGAGAUGGAAGGGAAGGAAAGGAGCAUUGCCCACAGCUUAUUUUGGUUACAGCCUUGAGCAUUGGGGGAAACCACAAUGAAUAAGUAAAAUCACUGUAUUAAUAUAUUAAUGAUCCAUUAGCAUACUAAAAUUCACAGCCACAGUCUAGAGGGACCCCUACUAACAACAAGCCCCUUACUCUUUGAGCAGGCACAGUGAAAUUCCUGAGCAUUGCCACUUUAAAUGGAAGCGAGGGGUUAGUGACCAAUCCUGUGUGCCAGUGACAGAAUAAUGUUAAAGUUCUUUCUCAUGUUUUUGGGUGUAAAAGUAGCACUUGCAUUUCGGGAAACUGAGCUUGCUUUGUGGAGUACCGCCCUGCUCCCUUUUCUGUGCAGACCUGCAUAUUAAAGCAGGUAUCUCGACUCUGUGUGUGCGGAUUGGCUUCUUGCACAGCAGGUAACAGACCUUGCUUUCGGGACAACAAUACUGCUUUGAUUAUUUUAGGGAUUUUGAAAAGUAGAAGUAUACAGAGAAAAUAAAUAUUUGUGAAGUAUGGCAGGAUGUGUAUUUCUAGGAUUGCUCCUUCCACUAUUGUGUAAGGUUCUUUGAUCAUGGGUGUCACAGUUUGACUCCGGAUUGGCAAUUAAACCAGAGACAACAAUGUUCUUGAUCCCCUCCCCCUCCCACCCAAAUAGGGAAAGGAAAGAGAAUAAAGAGAGGGAGACUUUCUGGAUUAAAAACUAAACUACACAGCUUUAAUUAAACAUUAAUGAUGAAAGAAAAUAUAUACAAUUAUAUACAAAUAUUUUCAGAUAUGUGCAAACCCCUCUUGCCUCCCUCCACCCCCAGCAACUCCCACAGCACUCUCCUUAGCUGUGAACAGUCCCAAAAAGUCCCGGAGCUGCCAGACAGAGGGUAGAGUUAUGAGGGUCAAAGGAUGCACAGCCUAGGGGUCGAUGGUGAUGGAACACUUGCUGCUAGUUAAAAGAAAGCUUACUGAAGGAAAAAAAAAAUAGUAAAAGGAAAAGUGGCUUCAUCCUGGCUCAAACCAGGACAUUGGGUUACUUUUCAAGACACCAGGCCUACUGGAGACAAAUGGAAUGUACCUGUCCCAGAGGGGGAAAAGGAUACUGGGGGAGGAGUUAGCAGGGCUCAUUGACAGGUCUUUAAGCUAGGUUUGUAGGGGGAAGGGGAUACAACUGGGCGUCCUGUAAAUAAGAGAGGACUGGGCUUGCCAGAGAGCAGCCUGUGCACAGCAUGCCAGUGCUAAAAAGCCCCAGCUCAAAUACAUCUCUAGUGCAGCUCAAGUGCAUCUAUACUAAUGCAUGCAGCAUGAGCAACAAGCAGGAGGAACUGGAAGCCAUUGUGCAACAGGACAGCUAUGACACAGUUGCCAUCACAGAAACAUGGUGGGAUGGUUGUCAUGACUGGAGUGCUGCAAUGAGUGGCUACAAACUCUUCAGAAGGGAUAGGUGCAGGAGGAGAGGCGGUGGUAUGGCCCUGUAUGUUAGGGAAGGUCUUGAUUGUCUUGAGCAUCAUGAUGAUAAUGGUGACGAUAGGGUCGAAUGCUUAUGGGUAAGAAUCAAGGGGAAGGCUAACGAGGCAGAUGUCAUGGUAGGGGUCUGUUACAGACAACCCACUCAGGAUGAAGAGGUUGAUGAAGCAUUCUACAUGCAGCUGGGUAAGGUUUCAGAAUCGCUAGCACUUGUUCUUGUGGAGGACUUCAACUUACCAGAUGUCUGCUGGAAACGCAAUACAGCAGAUAGGAAGCAGUCCCAGAGAUUCUUAGUGUGUGGAAGAUAACUUCCUAACACAACUGGUGACUGAGCCAACUAGAGAAGGUGCUCUACUAGACUUGCUGUUUGUGAACAGAGAAAGACUAGUGGGGGAUGUGAAGGUUGGUGGCAGUCUUGGGCAAAGCGAUCAUGAGAUGGUGGAGUUUUCUAUUCUUAGGGAAGUAAGGAGGGAGGUCAAUAGAACUACCUCAUUGGACUUCUAGAAGGCAGACUUUGACUUCUUUAAGAGAUUGGUUGAUGGCAUCCCUUGGGAAGCAGCCCUCAAGGACAAAGGAGUCCAGGAAGGCUGGACAUUCCUCAAGAGGGAAAUCCUCAAGGCACAGGAGCUAGCUGUCUCUGUAUACUGUAAAACAAGCCAGCGGGGUAGAAGACCUGCCUGGCUAAACAGAGAGCUUUGGGCAGAGCUCAGGAAGAAAAGGAAAGUCCACUGGCUAUGGAAGAAGGGGCAGGCAACUCAGGAAGAGUACAGGGUUGUUGCAAGAUUAUGCAGAGAGAAAAUUAGAAAGGCCAAAGCUCAGCUAGAACUCAAUCUGGCUAGCAUCAUCAAAGAUAAUAAAAAGUGUUUUUACAAGUACAUUAACUGUAAAAUAAGAGCAAAGGGGAAUAUCUACCCUCUACUGGAUGUGGGAGGAAACCUUGUGACUAAGGACAAAGAAAAGGCUGAGCACCCACUUUGCCUCAGUUUUUGUCAGCAAUGCUAAUUGCUACCCGGGGGUCCAGCUCUCUGAACUGGAAGAUAGGGAUGAGCAGAAUGCAGCCCCCACAGUCUGGGAGGAAAUCAUCAGUGACCUUUUGUGUCACAUAGGUGUGCACAAGUCUAUGGGACCAGAUGAGAUCCACCCAAGGGUACUUAAGGAGCUGGCAGAAGUGCUCACCAAGCCACUCUCCAUUAUUUAUUAACAGUCCUGCCUAACCAGGGAGGUCCCAGGUGACUGGAAGCUAGUAAAUGUGAUGCCCAUCUACAAGAAGGGACAAAAGGAUGCUCCUGGAUACUACAGACCUGUCAGUCUGACCUCAGUGCCAGGGAAGGUUAUGGAGCAGGUCAUCUUGAGUGCCAUCACUCGGCACAUACAAGACAACCAGGUGAUCAGGCCCAGUCAGCAUGGGUUUACGAAAGGCAGGUCCUGCCUGACUAACCUGAUCUCCUUCUACAACAAGGUGACCCACCUAGUGGAUGAGGGAAGAGCUGUGGACAUUGUCUAUUUGGACUUGAGUAAAGCCUUUGACACUGUCUCCCACAGCAUUCUCCUUCAGAAACUUGUGGCAUUGGGCUUGGAUAAAUACACUGUGCGCUGGAUAAAACCUGGCUGGAUGGCCAGGCUAGUUAGUUAACAGAGUUAAAUCUGGCUGGUGUCCGGUCACAAGUGGUGUUCCCCAGGGUUCAGUACUGUGGUCUGUUCUCUUUAAUAUCUUUAUUAACAAUCUGGAUGAGGGGACUGAGUGCACCCUCAGUAAGUUUGCAGAUGACACCAAGCUAGGUGGGUGUGUUGAUCUGCUAGAGGGUAGUGAAGCUCUACAGUGGGACCUAGACAGGUUAGAUCAGUGAGCCAAGGUUAAUUGUAUGGGGUUCAACAAGGCCAAGUGCCAGGUCCUGCACUUGGGUCAUAACAACCCCAUGGUAAGCUACAGACUUGGUGAUAUGUGGUUGGAAAGGGACCUGGGGGUGUUGAUUGACAGUCAACUAGAUAUGAGUCAGCAGUGCAUGCAGGUGGCUGUGAGGGUGACAGAGCCCUGGGACAGGCUGCCCAGAGAGUUUGUGGAGUCUCCUUCUCUGGAGACUUUCAAGACCUGUCUGGAUGCAUUUCUGCGUGACCUGCCCUAGAUUCUGUGGUGGUCCUGCUCUGGCAGGGGGAUUGGACUCUAUGAUCUCCAGAGGUUCCUUCCAACCCCCUACCAUUCUGUGAUUUUGUGAUCUCCCUGAGUACUUUCAUGUGUGGUCCUAAAGCCUGGUAGUGUGAGUGUCCUUUUCCUCUCCUUUUUUUUUUUUUUUUUUCUGUGUAGGAAGUUUUGGAUGAUUCUCAGAAGAAUCUGGACAAUGAUAUAAAACUCCUUAAGUCUCACAUGCUUCUAUGUAUUCUGCUUUCAGGGUGCUUUCUUGCAAAGAUGACUUCUCAUGGGGAGGAAGCCAUCUUUGUUGCUGUAUGAAAAGCUCACAAAAAAGCUGGAAACAAACUAGAUAGUGCUGCAAGUAUACAAACAAAAUGAGUCAGAGAGAACUUAAUUUCUAGCCUGUUUCAGUGGUUUUAAAUGCUUGUAGCAAUACAGAUGGUAAGUUUCAAAAUAUUUUGUGGUUAGUCAUAUGGCACUUUUGGUCCAGUCAAUGUUAGAAACUGAGACAGAGAAAGAUGAUGAUAUUCCAACUGUCCAAAUAUAAGUAAUAGGAGAAAAAGCCAGGUUUUCUUACUUUAUUUGAUUUUGUUGACCUACUAGUUUAUAUAUCAGAAUUGAAAUCCAGGAUCAUGGUGAGAAAAGCAAGGAUUUCCCACUGAAGUGCAGGAAUGACUGUACAGCAGUGAAUCUCUUGGCUCUGCAUGGAGGUGAGUCAGGUGCACCCCAUUGUUCAAAUGGCAGAUACACCCCUGCAAUGGAUAGAAUUAAGUCUGGUGACUGUGCCCCAGUAGCUUCUUGGACAGCUCACUAUGCUCUGCUGAGACACAGUGGCAUUCACAUUUUCAGGCUGUCUUAUGUUUUCCAAUGUUUCUUAAUUAUUUUCCUCCCUUGCUCUUUCUUGCCCUCCUGAAUAGUCUGGGGUUGCCUCCUCCAACUCAAAUAGUCCCAUUACUGUAGCUAUAUUGUACUUGCAGAGGUGACUUCUGUUGAGCAAAAAUGAGCUUGCUGACAUUUUGUCUCCAUGCUGGAGACCUUCAGUUUGCUUUAUUUUAAACUGGAUAUAUUUUUGAGGCUGGCUCAGACUGUAGAACUGGGCAGUUACCCUAGUACAUGUUUCACUGAUGGGAGGAUUACACAGUAACAGUCUAUUUCUGGGGGAGAACAGACUUUGGUUUCUCUUGCAUUAGGCACUUGAAAGAGAGAAAAGAAUGUUCAUCAUAGUAAACCUUCAGACUUUUCUUCCUACUGUUGACUUUUCAGUCAUGUGGGAUCUUUUGUGUUGCUGGUGAGUAUAGGAAGCAGUUAAUUUUACUACGCAGCUCUUUUCAGUAGACUACCAUGUUAAUUUGGGUAUCUUUGAAUAUUAUAUUUUCAGUAUGCAUAAUCACAUGUAAUCAAACUAGUGACUUGAUUAUGGGUUUGGUAAUACUCAGCUUGUAAGUACUGGGUAGCAACCCCUCAGUAACAACUGGGUGCUAUGUGAUGGACAUUCCUAAGGAAGCAGAAGCUACUUUGCAGUGUUGGCUUGAGCAUAGCAAUGAGGGUGGUGCUCACCUUCUUCACCAAACACUGUAUUCCUGGUAAUUCCUCCAGUUUUCUCCCUUGUACAGUCAAGUCAGCCAGGGAGAACUGCUAGUGCUUUCCUCAGGUUGGGUGCUUUUUGAGAUUGCUGUAAAGAAAUGAGUCCAUUUGUUUGGUUCAUUCAUCAGUGCUGCUGGUGAUAGUCCAAGGUGAGUAAAUUACAAAAAAAUAAUUAAUAGGUGUUUGUUCCUAAUAUCAGUUGUUAAUUUUCUGCAUAGAUCCAUUUUUAAGAUUCAUUACAAGAGUUUGCAGUGAUCUUACUGGACUUUGUCCACAAAGGUUAUAUUCACAUUGUGGGUAACUCUUGCGACUCCCUUAAUGAGAUGGACUCCUGAACUUCAUUAUGGGGAUAUAUUUGCUGCCUCCAUUUUCAAGUCUUUUUGUAUCUUAAGGAUUAGGAUAUUUACAUAUCAGUUAUUCUCCAAAAUUUCAUCCUCUUCCUUCGCCUGAGCCCUUGCUUUGUAUAUAGCUUGCAGCUACAGAGUUAACAGAUUAAAGUUAUGAUCUAGAUAUGCAGAGUGAUGGUUUGGUGUCUUAAUUUCUGCCUCUUAGAGAGGCACUUGCUGACCUUGUGAAUGGAUGUCCCUUACUUGGUGCAGAUGUGAAAUAAAGCAGGCUUGCCUAGACCCUUCAUGGAGGUCACCUGCUUUGUUUGCAAGAAACCAAGAACAGAUGGGCUGUCAGUUGCUGCAUUUUGGCAAAGCAACAGUAUCUUUCAGCAGUUAGGUGGGAGGUCUGAGAUCUAUUUGUGGUGGUCUGAUACUCUUAUUUUCCAUAAAUGCACUUUUCCAAGGUGUCUGAGAGGUUCUUAACUAGCUUCCAUUGCAGUUGCUGCUAUGAUUACAUUACUGAACUGGGGUACAGCUUGUUCCUAGGAACACUGUUGCAGAGCUGUGUGUGAUGCAGGCAGAGCUGAUCCUCUGGUCAGUACACGCUGAGGCCUGGACUCCUAUGCUAGCCAGGCACACACUCUCUAGCUUAAAGCCAAGUGAAAAAGCCCUGUAUACACUGCUGGCCACUUCACAGCCAGAGCCCAUGGUGUGACCUCAACUUAAAAUGCAUUUGUGAGUGUUACAGUGCCUUUAGUAACUUAUUUUUAAAGUAUCUGAAGCACAGACACCAGGAAUUUGUCCAUGUUGCAGACAAGGGAGAGUGGAAAGGAGAAUACAACCACAUCUUGUCUGAAGGGAUCUCCUAUAUGUACUCUCCUUUGCCUCUGCAAGUGGACACUUUGGUAUGUGGUGAGGAUGGGCAAGGAGGCAUAAGAGAAAAGAUGAGAGCCCAACAGUGUUUGGUAUUGGUCUCAGGGCUCCUGAGGAAUUAAAAAACAUAGAGGGAAUACUUAUUCAUUGCUCAAGGAGCAUUUGUGAAAGGGCUUAAUCAGAAACAUUUUCAGAGAGAUCAAGUAGAUAUCCUUGUCGUUCUUGUUUCUCCAUGUUAAUUUUCAAGGAUUUAAAUUAGGAAGUGUCUUUUUGAGAAGCUGGGUUUCUUUAUCAAAACCAUAUGGUACUUGGCUAAUUAUAAGAAUGCUCUUGACAGAAAGGAAUAUUCCCAAUGAAAAACUGAGUGCCUUUUUCUAACAGCAAUUCUCUCUAGUAUUCUACUUGGAGGUAUGGUCUAAGAAAGUGCACACAGAUCUAAAACAGGGUGCCAGGGUUGGCAGAGUUGAGAAUGUGGACUGCCUGACCAUUUCUGUACCCCAAACAACACCAAGUAAAAUGCUUGGUUGUAUACAAAUUCUGGUAAUUAAACUGAAACUGAGAGGGUAUGUAAAAACCCUUGCAGCAUAGUGUGAUAUCUUUAUAGCCCUAGAUGUAUAUUCUUUGACCUCAGAACAAAAAUCUAGAUGUCAAUAUGUUUUCUUAGGAACUGCUUUUCUAGAUUCUCUUAUUAAAAGGGAAAAUUCAGGUGCUGAAUCUUAAAAUCUCAUUAAACUUGUACUUUUUAUUUGCCCAUUCACCUGGUUCCCACAGUCUCAGGGUAUCACUAUGACUCAUCCAAAUAAUAAUUAAACAGACCAACCAGAGGUUAAAAUGUGCCUUUGUCUUCUGGUACCUUGAUCUUUGUUAUCUCACAAACUCAUCACUGUCUUAGGGCUGGAUAUGUGCAUUGUCUUUUUCUAAGAUAUACAUGUUGAAGUUGCAACAGGUUUGUAUUGUUACUUGUGACUUGUUCUAUUUAUUAGGAUGUGGUAUAGACACAAAUCAAUACACUGGUUUGUUUUGGAAUCAGUCUUACCAGUGACAUCUAGUAGUGCUUGCUUGUAUGUUAAUGUGUACACAUGUUGGAUCUUCCCCAUCACCUAUGAUGUAUAUGAUGCACAAACUACACAAGGUGUUUUAAAAUGUGUGGUGAUCACAACUUGUUGCCUGAGGGUAGGAUGUCUUACAGUGAACUGUUUUUAAUGUUUUUUUCCAAUGUAUUUAGUAAGAUUCAAAGCCUUGGGGAGAAAAAAAAAUAAAGAUCAGAACUUGCUCAUA
Molecule: messenger RNA, 12227 nt
Organism: Apus apus (common swift)
Lineage: Eukaryota; Metazoa; Chordata; Aves; Apodiformes; Apodidae
Product: DDB1- and CUL4-associated factor 12-like
Exons: 9
Coding region: 149-1507 (452 amino acids)
Cellular component (GO): Cul4-RING E3 ubiquitin ligase complex
Molecular function (GO): protein binding
Source: RefSeq, a predicted model, not a curated record